This is a messenger RNA of Neurospora tetraspora, 1439 nucleotides long. Its product is annotated as LicD family-domain-containing protein. The record is from RefSeq and is a predicted model, not a curated record. Bases 323 to 1390 code for a protein of 355 amino acids. The transcript has 2 exons. Lineage: Eukaryota; Fungi; Ascomycota; Sordariomycetes; Sordariales; Sordariaceae.
UUGAUUCAUGUUUUAUUUUACUGCUAGCGUUUAAAAGCUGAAAGCAUUCUCUUCUGUGAUUGCUGGGAAAAGCAAGACCUUCCCCUUGAGUUCCUCAUCCGAUCAGUUAUGGGUCAGACCUGAGUUCACACUUUCAUCCGGUCUUCCGGCGCACACUCCCAAAGGAUCUGGAAAAGUCAAUUCACAUCUGACCACCUUCACUCUUUAUUUUUCUUCUGAUCAACCCAUCCAUCAUUACUGUCCAUCUCUCGCUGAUACCGACAGCUUGACAUUCGUUCACGCCAGCGGCCCUCUUACACUUUGUCCAAUUCAAACCGCAAAGAUGUCGUCUUCACUAACUCCAGAACGAAGACAAGCGACAACGACAUCGAGGAAGGGUCGUCGCCUACUGACCCUCCUCAUGGCCCUCCUGUCCCUCAUCCUAUCCUCACUCGCCAACCCCCUCCCAAUCGAAGGCCGCAGCUUCCCCGGGGGCGGCUCCAUCGCGAACGCCCGUCCUGCCCGUCCCGCCGCCGCGCACCCCGGCCCGCUCUCGCGCCCCGUCCAAGUCGCAGCACCAGCGCAAGCGCAAGCGCAAGCCGAAACAACCCCCGCCGAUGACACGACCAACACUAACACCAACCCCCUCCUCCCCGAACAAAAAUACUUCCACGAACCCGGCUACACCGAAGAGCUCUCUCACUACGACACCCGCUACUUCACCACCCCCGUCCCCUACGACCCACACAUCGUGCACCUGCGCCACCUCAUCCGGUCCUACCUGCUCAUGACCUCGUCCCGCAGUCUCACAACCUGGCUCGCGCACGGCACGCUGUUGGGGUGGUACUGGAACGGCGCGAUCAUGCCGUGGGAUUAUGAUCUCGAUGUUCAAGUCUCCAACUCCACACUGGGAGAAAUGGCGAGGGAGUGGAACGGGACGACGUUCGAUUAUGUCUACACCUUGUCCGGACAAGAAGAAAAGGAAGGACUGGGGAAACAGGGGGAGGUGCAUGUGAAGAAGUACCUGUUGGAUGUCAAUCCGUAUUGGGCGCAGCGGACGCGGUUGGAGGGACUGAAUGUGAUUGAUGCAAGAUGGAUUGAUAUGGAGAAUGGCAUGUAUGUGGAUAUCACGGGUUUGAGUGAGGAUCGGGAACAAAAGGGGACCCCUGGGGGGAGGGGGACGGGGGUGUGGAGUGAUAAGAAUUUUCAUGGGUAUGGGACGAGACAGAUUUGGCCACUACGCAAAACGGAGUUUGAGGGCGUGGAGGCGUGGGUGCCGUGGGAUGUGGAGGGGGUUUUGAAGGAGGAGUAUGGGGGCAGGAGUUUGACGGGGGAGACGUGGGCUGGACACCACUUUGAUCAUGGACGGAAAGAGUGGGUGAAGACGGAGUUGGUGAAGAAGACGUCGUAAUGGCUUUGCUUUGGUCAUCGAGAGAACCCCUGGUCGGGUUGGAUAGACG